Messenger RNA from Plutella xylostella (diamondback moth), 1920 nucleotides. The record is from RefSeq and is a predicted model, not a curated record. NCBI's taxonomy places the organism in Eukaryota, Metazoa, Arthropoda, Insecta, Lepidoptera, Plutellidae.
UCCUUUCGCUCGUCUGACACAAGAGAGGUUGGCGACGCAGUUCGGAAAUUGAACGCGCGAAUGACGGACCGUUCUUAAUUUAAAUUCAAAACGUGCUGGCCGGCACUUCGAUACUGACUGGCUGUUAAUGAAAGAAAAAAUAAAUAGUUUCCUGUGAUAUCAUGUGAAUAGUUUACGAUGAGUGCGCUGUUGAAAAACGUGACCAAUUGCAUUUGGUAUGCGUUUGAUUCGUUGCAGAAUAAUGCCGUGGUCCACAAGUCCAAGUUAAAGGUGCUAACAGCCAACAUCGGCACCCUCCUCGACCUGUACGGGGUGGAGAAGGGUCUGGAGCACUUCCGGUCCAGCCAGGAGCUGCGGUUCGAGGAGUUCCGGCAUUACCUGCAACAGGAGGUGUUCAGCUCCCUGCCUGGCACCCUCGCGCUGCCAGCGUUGAGGGAGUACGAGAGGAAGAUUAGCGAGGUGUGCUGGCUGGUGUGCCGCAAGAGCCUGCUGUCGCGGGAGCGGCCGCUGUUCGCGGACGAGUCUGUGUUCAAGCUGUUCCGCAUCUUCUGUCUGCUGGCCGACCUGGUGCAGGACUGUGAUGACGAGCGGCAGUAUGUGAUGAUCCUCCAGCCCUCAGAAGCGGGCAUAAUAGUGGAGCAGCUAGUCCACUGCCUCGGGCUCCGGUGGGACGCCGCGGAGUGGGACGCCCUGGGCGCGGGCGUGGGUCACCUCCGCUGGGCCGCGUUCCUGGCCGUGCUGGAGUCCAAGUACUGUCGGGGGCAGCAGCUGCAUGAAGAGGCGCUGGUGGAAGCUGUCGCGGAGGUCUAUGAUGUGUUUAUAGAGGAUAUUAUAAAGAAAGGCUACCUCCUAAAGCGCGGCUACCUCCUCCCGACCAUGCGUGAAUACUGGUGCGUGCUACAACCCUGCGCGCUCACCUACUACAAGAGCUCGUCCCAGAAGGAGCAGUGCGGGAGGAUCACCAUCGACGAGUAUUGCUCGGUCGAGGCGGCGGCUGGCGACGGCAAGAUACAGAGGUUCCAGCUCGUCACCCCGGAGAGGACCUUCGAGUUCGCCACGCAGGAUCAUAAGAGCCGCCUCCAAUGGGUAUCCGCCCUCAAACAAGCGACAGCCGUGUCCGGCGGCGCGGAGGGCUACCAGCGGCGCGCGCGGGCGACGCGGCGCGGCGCGGACGCGAGGCGCGCGCGGGAGGCUCGCGAGGCACGGGCCAGGCUGCAGCAGGAGGUCCGCGCGAGGCUGGCGGCCGAGGCACAGGCUCAGGAGUUAGCAGAAAUUGCACAACAAGACAACAAAAAACUCGAAGAAAUGAAGAAUGCUCAAGUUACUCUAGAAAAACUUCUACAAGAAGAAACACAAGCGAAGAGAGACGAGGAAAUAGUCAGAGCACUACAAGCAAGGGUUUUGGCUGAAGAAUGGGAAAAAAGAGAAGAACUAGAACGCCUUCAGGAAGAACAAAACAAAAUGUUAGAGGAAGAAAGACUUAAAAGAAAGCAGUUUGAAAUGCUGCAGGCGGAAAAAGAGGCACAAUAUAGAGAAGCAGAAAGAAGAUUGCAAGAGCUAGAAGAAGAAAAGAAGAAGCUGGAUGCAGAACUGAAAGCGGCGCAGCAGAAGAUAUCUCGCACGGAGCACACCGCGCAAAACCUGCAGGUCCACUUACGAGACUUACAUCCAGCACUGCGGAACGGUGAAAGGGCGAGGCGGGCCGUCUCGUUUGUUCCCACCACGAAGAGUUCUUCCGACACAUUGAUAGAUGUGAGAGCCAUCAGACAUUUGGAAUUGUUGGAAAACGAUUUAUAGAGUAGGAAUGCGAGGUACUUAAUUCAGUCCAUGGAGAGAAAAAAUAAGGCAUUCCUUUUAUAGGCUUUUGUAAAACUUAAUACUGUUACAGAUACAGUAAUAGAAAUUAAAUAGCGUUGAAAU